Diabrotica virgifera virgifera (western corn rootworm) is the source of this 657-nucleotide messenger RNA. RefSeq lists its product as uncharacterized. The transcript is spliced from 2 exons. The record is from RefSeq and is a predicted model, not a curated record. NCBI's taxonomy places the organism in Eukaryota, Metazoa, Arthropoda, Insecta, Coleoptera, Chrysomelidae. Bases 165 to 551 code for a protein of 128 amino acids.
GUAAUAAUAUUUUAUAAACAUCGUUACCAAAUAUUUUCCAUAAACUUGAUUUUGAUUUAAUUAAUAACAUAAGCAUUUGUAAAAAAAGUAAAAGUUAUCAAAAAUCAUAUUUUAUAUAAAUCGCAUGAAAUUUAAAGUAGCCAGUUAAAUAUACUGAUUUAAAAAUGCUUUCUCGGUUAACAUUGUUAACCCUCUUCAUUUCAUUGGCAGCCGCAGCAACUGUCAGACCCACAUACGACGUAUAUGGUAAUUACAAAACAGACGAAUACCACAAGUAUACAUCCGAUUGCUGCCGAGUUCCAAACUGUGAUGAAUUCGGAAGAUGCUACGACUCUAUAGAAUGCGGCCAUAUUUGCUCCACCGCAAAUUAUCCCAAAGCACAAGUUAACAGAACUCCGGGAUAUCACAAAAAGAGUUCAUACACCAAAUACGACUGUCAUUUUGGGGAGUGUAAUCAUUAUCAGUUCACUUGUGACCACUGCCCCGAUCCAGCGCAAUACGAUUUUAGUAUUUAUACAGUGAGGAAGGAUUGUAUGAGUUGUUAUGCAUAGUGAAAGACUGAAUUACCUUGCAUUAAGACUGUAGUUAUUAUUUGUUUUGCUUUUUAGUGUGAUUUAAUUUCGAUUUUUUUUAAAUAAUAAAUUAUUGUUAUAUGUA